CGCUGGCUUUCUAAUCAUGUGACUAACCCAGGAACCAUGUAAGAUGGCGGCGCCCGUAUUGCUGUUGCUGGUGGCGGGUACAGAACCGUCGGUGCGACUGAGCCAUAAGAAGUACAGAGCUCUUCUGAAGAAAGAGAAACGAAAGAAAAAAAGACAAUUAUUGGCAAGACUGAGAGAUUCAGCAGAAGCAGAGAAAGAUGCACAGGUUUCCGAAGAGGAAGAGCUGGGUGAAGAAGAAAAAUGGCUUGAAAUGGAAAGGCAAAGACUGCAUGAAGAGUGGUUGCUGAGAGAAGAGAAGGCCCAGGAAGCUUUCAGGAUCAAGAAGGAAAAAGAAGAGGCAGCAAGAAAACGUCAGGAAGAAGAAGAGCAAAAAAUAAAAGAAGAAUGGGAAGACCAGCAAAGGAAAGAACAAGAAGAGGAGGAGCGGAAACAACAAGUGAAGAAAGACAGAGAGGAGGCUGUGCAGAAGAUGUUGGAUCAAGCUGAAAGUCAGCUGGAAAAUGGAACUACAUGGCAUAACCCAGAACCUCCAGAAAAUGUAGGAACAGAGAAAGAUCGAGCUAAUUGCCCAUUCUAUAUUAAAACAGGAGCUUGCCGAUUUGGAGACAGAUGCUCUCGGAAGCAUAACUAUCCAAGCUCCAGCCAGACCCUCCUUAUCAGGGGUAUGUUUGUUACUUUUGGGAUGGAACAGUGUAAAAGAGAUGAUUACGACACAGAUGCAAGUCUGGAGUACAGCGAGGAAGAAAUCUACCAACAAUUCUUAGACUUCUAUGAAGAUGUUCUUCCAGAAUUCAAGAAUGUGGGAAAGGUUAUUCAGUUCAAGGUCAGCUGCAACUUCGAACCUCACCUCCGGGGAAAUGUAUAUGUUCAGUACCAAUCAGAACAAGAAUGUCAGGAAGCUCUUGCUUUGUUCAACGGUAGAUGGUAUGCCGGGCGGCAGCUUCAAUGUGAAUUUUGCCCAGUAACAAGGUGGAAAACAGCUAUUUGUGGCUUAUUUGAAAGACAGAAGUGCCCAAGAGGGAAACACUGCAAUUUUCUUCAUGUAUUCAGAAAUCCAAAUAAUGAGUUCUGGGAAGCCAACAGAGAUAUUUAUAUUUCCCCAGAAUGGACUAAACAUACUGCUAAAAACUCUGAAAGGAGAAAUAGAUCAGGCUACUAUGAUGACUAUUAUAGUCGGCCGAGGAGAAGAAGCAGUCCAAGCUCAGAACACGCCUACAAAAGAAAUGGAGAGUCAGAGAAGAAAAAAAGUCAAAAGCAUAAGAAAAGGCACCUUCCUGAGAGUGCAGGGAGUCAUGGAAGACGACAGUCACGUAGUAAGAAGAGACAGCGGAGUCGGAGUCGAAACAGGAGUUGGACACGAAGCCGUAGCAGAAGUUCCUCUCGAUCAAGGAGCAGAGGCAGGAAACGGUCCAGUAGUAGAGGAAGAGAUAGUUGAAUUACUGCUGAAGAAUGACUUUUCAGGGUGUUUCAGACUCUACUGCUACGAGUUCUUCCUGAGCUAUUUCAUACUAGAUAGACAUUCUAUGCUGUACUGCUUGUCUCCAGAAAGUUAUUUUGCACUGGGCUCUCAAUUUUGUGCAACUAAAGUUCUGCAGACACAGUGACGUUAUCUUACCUGCCUAAUUACAAAUUAUUCUGGCAUGAAGGCUUGAUGUUUAGAUUCUGGAGUAAUUUUGGUACACUCAGUGUUCAACAAUUGAUUUGCAGUUCCUAAUCCUUUCCUUCAGAGGUCUGUGAUGAAAUAGAUUGUGUACUUUCAGUUUCUUGAACUGUGUACUUGUGUACUUUCAGUUUCUUGAAUAUAUUCACUUGUACCACUGAACAAACCCUUCUUGAAAAUGUAUGGUGGUAAAUACAACUAAUACAGCUGAUCCCUUUGCUUGUCCAUGCAAGAACUUAAAAGCAGUUCAGAAUUUAACAGUGCUAGAAUACAGCUGCAUUGUUACUCAAGUAAAAAUAAGUAAAAUGUCAUAGAUUGGAACUUGG
Molecule: messenger RNA, 1986 nt
Organism: Sphaerodactylus townsendi
Lineage: Eukaryota; Metazoa; Chordata; Lepidosauria; Squamata; Sphaerodactylidae
Gene: ZRSR2
Product: zinc finger CCCH-type, RNA binding motif and serine/arginine rich 2
Exons: 11
Coding region: 44-1435 (463 amino acids)
Biological process (GO): mRNA splicing, via spliceosome
Cellular component (GO): U2AF complex; spliceosomal complex
Molecular function (GO): pre-mRNA 3'-splice site binding; metal ion binding
Source: RefSeq, a predicted model, not a curated record